Molecule: messenger RNA, 1317 nt
Organism: Anastrepha obliqua
Lineage: Eukaryota; Metazoa; Arthropoda; Insecta; Diptera; Tephritidae
Gene: Cdc10
Product: cyclin-dependent kinase 10
Exons: 7
Coding region: 98-1261 (387 amino acids)
Biological process (GO): protein phosphorylation; regulation of mitotic cell cycle
Cellular component (GO): nucleus
Molecular function (GO): ATP binding; cyclin-dependent protein serine/threonine kinase activity
Source: RefSeq, a predicted model, not a curated record
AUUGUGAAUACUUCUGAGUGUACCGCCGAACGUCUAAAAUUUUACAUUUUUAUAACGAAAUUGUUUAUUGUAUAAAGUAAUAAUACUGUGAAAAACCAUGAGUAAAGAAGCUACCGAUAUCAUUAAAUCUACGGAUCCACAAGCACCAGUAACAAGGAAAGGCUAUUUGAUAUCCAUAAAAAGUGGCGAACCGAUUGAAAUAAAAGAUUCGGAUGUGCAUGGACGUUGUCGAGCAGUAACUGAUUUCGAAAAAUUGAAUCGCAUAGGUGAAGGUACCUAUGGCAUCGUUUAUCGGGCCAGGGAUACACGAUCGAACGAAGUGGUAGCCUUAAAAAAAGUGCGUAUGGACCAAGAGAAAGAUGGUUUACCAGUAAGUGGAUUACGAGAAAUAAUGAUUUUGAAAGCAUGUAAACACGAAAACAUAGUAAAUCUGAGGGAUGUUGUUGUCGGCAAAAGUUUAGAAAGCAUCUUCCUUGUUAUGGAAUAUUGUGAACAGGAUUUAGCUUCACUACUAGACAAUAUGGCACAGCCGUUCUCCGAACCUGAAGUCAAAUGUAUUAUCUUACAGGUUUUGAAUGGAUUGAAAUAUAUGCAUUCACGAUACAUAAUCCAUCGCGAUUUGAAAGUGUCUAACUUAUUAAUGACCGACCAGGGUUGUGUGAAAAUAGCUGAUUUUGGUCUUGCCCGUCUUUUUGGAGAACCAGCUACACCCAUGACUCCACAAGUUGUAACAUUGUGGUAUCGUUCACCAGAGUUGUUAUUGGGAUCAGCAACUCAAACAACAGCAGUAGAUAUGUGGGCAGUCGGCUGCAUAUUGGGUGAACUGCUUUCCCACAAACCGCUUCUACCUGGUAACACCGAGCUUGGCCAAUUGGAUUUGAUUAUAGAUUUGCUCGGCACACCAUCUGAAAACAUAUGGCCUGAAUUUUCCAAAAUGCCUGCUUUGGAAAAUUUCACAUUAAAGAAACAACCUUACAACAAUUUGAAGCCAAAAUUUCAAUAUUUGACUGCAGCCGGGCUACGGCUAUUAAACUUUCUUUUCAUGUAUGAUCCUAAGAAGCGAGCUACGGCCGAGGAAUGUUUGCAGAGCAGCUAUUUUAAGGAGCCGCUAUUGCCAUGCGACCCGAAAUUGAUGCCCACAUUCCCUCAACACCGAAAUUUGACAAAUUUAAAACCACAAACCUCUCAUCAAACUGCUCCCGAGUUACCAUCCAUAUCGGCUAUCCUGGGCAGUAUAUUAAAAAAACGACGAGUUGAAUAGUUUUUGCUAUUUAUUAAGUUGAAAUAAACAUUAAAAUGAAGUGUGAGUGCACCGUA